Molecule: messenger RNA, 1458 nt
Organism: Paramecium pentaurelia
Lineage: Eukaryota; Ciliophora; Oligohymenophorea; Peniculida; Parameciidae
Source: the annotation of a GenBank genome assembly
AUGAUUGCAAUAGUGUAAACCCCAAGUACUGUACAGUCAACUAGAUAAAGUAAAACAGUAACUUGUUGAUUUCACCUUGAUUAGCCUGGAGAAUAUGAUCACUUUAGAAGAAUAUUAAAAACUAGAUAGAGAUUUCCAUCAAGUUUAGAUUGUAAGUUUAGGAAAUCUUUAAGCAGUCCAUUAAAAAAAUAAAGUGCUAACUAACCUACAGAGAAGAGAGUUCUACUUACUUUAUAAGAUAGACCUAAAACAUAAGCUGAUUUGCCAGAAAGACCUCCAGAAUAUUACAACUUGUUCAAUUUACCUUAUAAAAACUACAAAUAUUAAAAGCCUCCUGGAUAAAUUAAUGUAGCAGAAUAUCUAGAAGGAACCUAUCAAUUAGGGAAAACUAUUGGGAUAUGGGAUAAAAAUAUACUACAUAAGAAAUUAAAUGUGAAUAAGUAUUUGUUGAAUGUUAUGCAUUUAGUCUUUAGAUCAAAAGAAGUAAUUAUACAUCAGAUCAUCUCAUAAAAGCAAGAAAACCAUAAGGUCCAUCUAGUUGUUUGGAAACAAUUUAUAUAGCUAAAUUAUAAUUGGAUAAUGAAUAAUCUUAGGAAGCAUUAAUUAAAAUGAAGGCCAUGGAAGAUACUUUAAAAUAAGAUAUUCAAAGGUAUCUAGUUGAAGGAUCAUCAACUCAACUUUAAAUAAAAUUUCCAUCAUAAUCCUACAUUUUAAAUAGAUGGACUAGACAAUCUAUUGGUUAGGAAGCUCCUCAAUGUUCAAAAUGUGAAUUGAUUCCAAAAUUUGCUUUUUAAAAAAACUAAGUUAAUAAUAGUGUAGAAUCAUUAAAGAGAUCUAUGAUACAAUUUUAAUCAUAGGACAAUUCUUCAUAAAUAACAGAAUUACCAUAACCUAUGAAAUUUUAUAAAUUUGAGUAAAGUAUUAUUAUUUAUAGAACAGCCCAAAAAUAAACUCAUUUUGGCAUCUUUACAAAACUAAAGGAAUGACAAUUGAAUCUUUAAAGGAGGGUUUUAAGAUCUUAAAGAAACCAAUAAUAGGUGAUAGAUUAUUAUUAAGUUUUGAUUUGAGUCCUCUAAAUUUUGAUGAAAGAGUCUCGUAUAAAUAAUUCUGUCAUUUCAUAAGAGUAUUCAUUUACAAGAAAGCCAGUUUAAAAGAAAUGAUAGAUAGUGUACUGAAUGUAGGUGAAUUAAUUAAUAAUAAUAGUUUUAUGAUCCAGAGAAAUAAUAAAGAGUGACAAAUAGAGAAUUUAUUAAUAUAAAUAGGAUACUUUGUGAAUAGUUUAUGGAAAAACAUCCAGCAGUAAAGCCAAUCUAUAAAGAGUUGAUAUAAAACUUUAAACUUUCUAAAGUAAUUAGUGAUGAAAAUGAUACUUAUUUUGAUUAAUAAGCAUUUAAACAUGUGUUCAUAUCAAAUUAGAUGCAUAUCUAAGAUAUUAUAGAAUUGAUUAGUGAUGAGUGA